Molecule: messenger RNA, 6439 nt
Organism: Venturia canescens
Lineage: Eukaryota; Metazoa; Arthropoda; Insecta; Hymenoptera; Ichneumonidae
Product: lethal (3) L1231
Exons: 2
Coding region: 2325-3893 (522 amino acids)
Cellular component (GO): nucleus
Source: RefSeq, a predicted model, not a curated record
AUAUUCAACAGGGAAACGUCAAAGUCAGCUGAUCGAAGUUUCCUACUUGAUCGUAAAUGAAAAGCUGCGUGAUAAAAGGCUGAAACAUGAUUUUUCCAAAUUGACUAGUCGAAGCAUAAAGCUUUAUAAAUCAUUUUCCACCGGAGAAUUAUAAUCAAUGAAAAACGCCUAAGUUUAUCAAUUAUUUCCGCACUCGUCAUAAUUAACAAAGUCGCUCAGUUCGUGCGAUGCUGAAAAACAUGUGCUUCUAUUAUUAGAUCUUGAAGUAUAUAAAUUCAUAAUAAUGGGGGAACGGCAUUGUUGAUUUACGCCAUAUCGCAAUUGCGUCAAAGCUAUAAUUAACGUGGAUAUUUUUCACAUUUUCACUGAAUGUACUACGCCAUAAUAUCGACGUUUUUUAUUCUCAGAAUAAACGGAAACAAUGCACGUUCAGUGAAUUUGGGGGUAGAUUCAAGUUUCAAGAAAUUUUAAUAUGUUUUUAGCUUCAUGAUGUAUGGGGUUCCAAGAAUAUUAUGAGUUGCGCUGAAUCAUGAAAGUAAAUUAUUCGUUAAAUAUGCAUGUUUGAGAAAGAUGUAUUAAAAAGUUGUUUUCUAACAGAUAAGUAUGAUAUGCACGGGUGAUAAAGUUUCGUUUCAUUAAAUGGUCACGUAAAAAUCGUAUGACAAGCUGUGACAAAAAGAAAUACGGUUCCUAAAAUGUUUUUUAAAAUAAUACGGGAUUUUAAAGCUAUCGUAGUGUGAACUACGGGAACUUUGUGUGUUGACACCGUUGAAACGUGUUUAUCGGUCGAAUAUUGUCCAUGAAAAAGGACGACACUGCAAGGCCGCAGUUUAACAUUAAUUUCGAAGCUUGAACCCAUGCAGUUUUGAGGUUAUGUCGAUCAACGAAUUAGCAAUUACAAGUUUUUAGCGAUUAGCAAGUAGCAAAAACGAAGAAAAACUAGUGCAAAAAAAAAACGUAGCAAUUAGUAGUUCAUUCGACUUAAGUAAGAGUGUUUAUCAUCGAGCGUGUGCGUAAUUGUAGAAAAAAAGUGUUUUUACGCUCUCCUCGCGGCAUGAUUGCGAAUCUAACAAACUUUUUCGCGCAUACCAUAUCGCGUCUCCUACUGUUUUUGUGUAGUGUGAGCGGCCGCCAUCUUGCUGCCUUCACAUCUGACAUGUCUUUCUAAUGUUAUUAUCGAAAAAUAUUGCAAUCAAAUUUUGCGUUUAACAGUUGCCUUAUUUUCGUAAUAAACGCCUCGUUAACGAGGUAUCAAAGUUUGCGUGAGAAAGAGCACUCGUUUGCAUUGUGAUACUUGAAGGAAGGUUAAAAUAAAAGGGAAACGAGGGGGAAAGGAAAAAAAAACACGAAAUUCAUCGAAUCCAACCUAUACACACACGGCUUGUGCCAAGCGCUGUUAUCCCUUGAGUGUGCUUAUAGCGCUUUUGGAAGAAAACUUGAAGUGUGCGCGGCCGAUCGAGCUUAUUUUGUUUAACCGUCGAAUAAGCGAUCAAAAAUUCGACUAUAAAACCGAGUGAUUUAUAACAAAGCUUCGUAAGGGAGAAGAAAAAAGUUUAGACGGGCGAAAUGUCGCGAGUUACCGCGGUUAAGAACAACUCUACAUAACCUCAAAAAUUUCUCUAAGCGUUUAUCCCUUUGAUUCUGCGUGUGUUUUGAUUCGUCUUUUCCGUUACUAAAGGACGAAAAACGGUAUAUUUGAUGAUAUUUUUGAAAAAACUUCAAAAAGGGAAAGAAUAAAACAGUUUGAAAAAAAAAACUUUCCCGACAAUCUAUGGAAUAGACAUAGAAGAACACUGCGUUAAGUUUUCCAGAGUUAAUAUUUGAGUAUAGAAUAAUCUUUCAAAUACCUUAACACGACUGCUAGUUUAUAUUUGCUAGAGUUGACGAUACACCGAAUAAUCAUCACUGCCAAAACAUUAUCUUUUUUCUCUCACCUCAUAGAGGUUGGAAAGAACAAUUUUAUAGAUCGAUAGAAGGAAGCAAUGGAGUUUAUUAAGCGGUGUAUAAUUGUGUAACUAAGAAUCAACAUUCCUACAGCAUUGAAGCCCCGUACAUUGAAGAAGAAGUUGCUCAAGCACAAAAGUACCUGAAACAUGUAUAUAUAGCUCGGAAGAUAAACAGAAACAAAAAGGAGAAACCGCAUUAGAGAAAGUAGAAAAUCCGAGCAUUUUUCUUUCAGUCAAAUGAAUUCAAUGAAACUCUCGGUGAUCAAAAAGGUCGUAUUUGUAAUUGAGAGUAAGAGAGAGCAUAAACGAGCCGUCCGUAUAAUUAAAAGAGUUUGAGAAUGCAGAUGGAACGUGAGGCGACAAUAAGUGCGCCAAUCGAUGAAGGUCCCAGCCGAUCCGUCUUACUUAAAAAUGGACAAUAACAAGCUCAAGUUUUCCGAUCGUUUAAAGGCUUUGCUUAAAACGGAGUCACGUCAGGAUGUUGAUCCCUAUAUAUUCAGCGAACCGGAGCCUUUUGCCACUGGGACUGGUAAAAAUUUCAAGCUGACACAAAGUAAAUCUGCACAUUCGGUUAAGAGCAACAAGUCGAGAGGAAAAAGUAUCAAAAGGCGUCUCAAACUCGAAGGUACAGGGAUAACGCCGUUGUGUGUGGAAGCGAUCGAAGAUGCUCAAGAGAGUUCCGAAGGAUUCGUAGAUCCUGCAGAGAAUACGAGGAGUUUUGAGCUCAGAUAUCCCAUUGGUGAGAACUCUUGCGAUACAGACAAUCGUACAGUUGUCGAAGAUGUCAAUGAGAGAAAUUCUGACUCUCGAAGAAGCAAUCGUGAUCACAUGCUUCUUUAUUAUCCUCGCGCCGGCGAUGAAAUCUCCGACAGUGAAUCGAGCGGCGACGAACUCAGCAUCUAUCAACGUCAUUGGUUCAGCGACGUUACGAGUAGUUCAUCCCAAAAUCGGACCGCUAGAUUAUCCCAAUUACGCUCGCAGUUACGACGACGUCUCAUACAGCUUCACAAGGGUGGUCAAGAAUCUGAGAUACUUCUGCGCGAAAGAACGCGUUGUUUGCUCGAGGAAGCUUGCAAAAAACCUCCUGCCAGCUUAGCCCGUUCCCUCGACGAGUUCGUACCGACAAAUGGGAAAAUAAAUACAGGACCUCUUCUCGUCGGUGGCCCAUGUGUCACGGAAGGUUGUCGUUCUACUUCUCUACCCUGCACUCGUCAUUGCUCCAGACAUAUUAUGCUUAACGCGGAUCAACUACUGUUCGAACAUUGUACCGCUAAAUUCAGCGACAAUACACAAUGUUGCGUACCGGUUUUUGACGUCGCGCACGAGCUUCCCCUUUGCCCGGAACACGCUAGAAAAAGGGACAAUUAUCACCGUAAAGCUCAGGAAUCGAAACCAAAGAAGUCACGGAAAAAACCCGUUUCACCCACCGUACCGAGGCCGAAGAGUAAAUCACGACCGAAAAAACGAAAGAGACCACCCUCUGUUAAACUAGAAACAAAAAUUGCCGAUUUGAUCAACGAGGAAAUACAUUAUCCGAGUCAAGUCAUAUCGAUCAAUGAAAAUCAUACGAAAACUCUUAAUAAUCUCAAUGUACCUCAAAGUACAUCCAACACGUCGAGUUUGAAUCUUGGUCUCGGCCUCGGCUCCCUCGGACUUGGUGGUGGACUCAAGGUUGAAUUAGGCGAUCACGAAGUUUUCGCAUCCCUCGAUCCUGCUGAACACGACUUUGGCAACGUUCUCAAUAAUUUACCAGCCGACGCUUUCAAUGAUAUAUUCAUUGAGAGUCGGAACGGAGAGUACGAGCCUUCGCGAGAAGAGGAGGAAGAAUUGGAACGUGCACUUGAAGCGGUGGACAAGGACGUGAGAAAUUUGGAGCGUAUGGGACAAACGCACGGUUUAUUAGAGCCGGCUUUGCUUGCCCAGCUGAUGUCGGACAUUGCCUCGUAGCCCCCCCACCGUCAGAACCAGGCGGAGCAAAUAAUAGAGUAAUCAAGAAGUCAAGGAAAAAAGGAGGAGAAAAACUCCGCGCGCGUGUUUCUCUUAAGCGUAGAAGCAAAAAGCAGCAAAAAAAGUUUGUGUUUGUGCGCUGGUCAAUGUUAAAUACUGUAUUAACUAACUGUAUCGUUGUAUAGCAAUUCGUGGUGAAUGACGAAAGAAUUGAAUCAGGAAACAGUGUUUCGAAUGAGAUAAACGAAAGAAAAAGAAAAAGAAAAAAAAAUUGGCACGUUUGUCGUAAAUGUCCAAAGCAAGCGAAAAUUGGGCGAACAAAAAAAAUGCAAGCACGUGUAGCAAAAAUGAUUAGAAACAUAGAGAAAAAGAGCGAGAGCGAAGAAAACGAUGUCACAUAAAUCAUGCCAUGUUUUUGGCAACGUGUAUGUCAGGGAGUUUGUUUGCUUGUAACCGCUAGAUUUUAAUCCUUUUCACGUAUGAAAAAAAAACACACACAAAUGAGGAAAAAUCAGGCAGAGAAUAACGCAAACGUUGAGUCACGUUCUGUGUACGAGUUUAUCUUACCAGCCAAGAAAACUGAAAAAAAACUAACCCGAACCGCGGUCACAUUGGGUUGCAGUCUCUGAAGAACGGACAUGCGAUUACGUAUACUUUUCUUUUCAUAAGUAUCAGAAAAAUCUAUACCUCGCUCUCUAACAUGUACACUGGACACAUAAACGAAACGUUGAAUUUUGAAACACAGCAAAAAGAUGCAUCAUCAGUUCGUUAGAUUAUUGGUAAACUCGAUAAAACAAGAAAAACAAAGAGUCAUUUUGAAUUAGUCGGUAUGCUUCACAGAAGACGGUCUCGCACAGAGCGUGUUGUCGAAUGUGAGCGAAGUUAACGGAGCAGAAAAAGAAAAUCGGGCCUUUUAAUUUGGAAGGAAGGUCAAUUUGUGUUUCAUAUUUUACACAGUAAUCGCGGGACAUUCUUAUAUUUUUUCACCUUGCAUACGUCCAGUAUAAGAAACACGAAUAAUGUUGAGGCUUUUUUUUUCACGCAAAGAAGAAAGAAAGGCUAGAUUUGGAAUAAGGACGUUCCUAUCCUGGAUGAUUUAUUUUUUUUUAUUACUUUUUUUUUAAACGAAAAUAGUGAAUGAAUUUGGUCAAGCAGGUUUUCCAGGCUGAACAAUUCGUUUCAUUUGAGCUCUAAUUGUUUGAAUGUCGCUUUGUACAUAUCGCUGUAACGGUUAAUAUUUGUAAAUUAUAAACAUUACACGUAUAUAGUAUGGUAUACCGAAAAAGUACAUAUUUAUACAUGCUUUCCCAUGUAUAUUUAUGUAUAAACCCACGUCACUGUAACGCGCAGUUCGCGGAUCCGUUCACAGUGGAUUAAAAAAAAAAACGGAAAAAAAGAAAAAAAAAAGAAAAGAAACAUCGUUUCGAGCGUCGAAAAUCUCUUUGCAAUCUCUGUCUCUCGCGUACGUUUCGUGAUAUUAAAAAAUACCGGAUUUUAACGAUCUCCUGCAUCUGUAUAAAAGGUUUCAUUUAACUUUCGUAAAUUAACGUUGUGAAAUAAUUGAAAAAGCAAAUUCGUCGGUGUCCAAAAACUUGGAGAAAAAAUAAGAGAUCUCCGAUUUUCUUUUCAUCGUCGAUCUAAUAAUCCGAGUAUAUAUUUAUACAUAUAUACGUAUAUAUAAAUCCAUUUCUGUAAAUGAUUUCACUAUUCAUCAUCAAGCACAUUGUAUCGAUUAAUAAUAUGAGACAAAGUCAUUGAGAUAACUUUUAAGAGAGGAGAAGUAGCAACAAUAAAAACAAAGUACGCGAAUGGAACUAGAAAGAAAGAACAGCAACAACAUAUAUAUAUAUAUAUAUAUAAUGUGGGCUAAACAUUUUUCAUUCAGAGUCCGUUUUUCAACUAUUAGUCUUUGUGCCACUGUAAUAGAAACUCGAUGAAAAUCAAUAACACGGUAAAGAGGUGCGGGUCGAGCGACAGAUACAAAAAUUAUUAUCGUUUGAAGCUGUCGGGACGCUGAGAAAAAAGAAAAGAAAAAAACACGAAAAGAAGCGAUAUUGUAUUAGCCAAAUAUUGACUGAAUUUCUUAGGCACGUGUGGAUAUUCAAUUCGUCAAAAGCAAAACGAAUUUUCGAAAGAUGAAAGAUCGAAAAUUGGAAAAAGGAAGCAACAGGAAUGAUAUAUUUAAAUUGCAGCACAUACACACGUUACACACACACACAUACCCCCCAUAUUGGGGAGAAUUGAAGUUAUCUUUCUAUUUGUGCUAACGUCUUUAAUUGUUAUUACUAUUUACUGUUAAUGGUAGUUAGUCGGUUAUACGAUUGUACACGAAAAAAAAACAAACGAAAUCAUACACCAUACACAAAUCCUGAGUUUUUAGACAACGGGCUUACGAGGAAGAUAACACGAAUAAGGAACUCCACCGCUCGUCCCUGUACCUAUAUAUAUAUAUAUGUAUUGCAUAUAUAUGUGUGUAUGGCUCUUGUAACAUAUUAUCAUUACUAUUCUUGGUUAGGCAGUAACAAUUACAAUAAGCAUAUUUUUUA